Messenger RNA from Fibroporia radiculosa, 876 nucleotides. RefSeq lists its product as uncharacterized. Gene Ontology annotation, molecular function: heme binding; iron ion binding; monooxygenase activity. The coding region runs from base 1 to 876 and encodes 291 amino acids. The record is from RefSeq and is a predicted model, not a curated record. The transcript is spliced from 5 exons. Lineage: Eukaryota; Fungi; Basidiomycota; Agaricomycetes; Polyporales; Fibroporiaceae.
AUGGAUGUGAGCGGCUAUGGAGAGACCUCUGCGCUCGGUGAUAGUAUCUGUAGAGCAGCUGCAGAUCUCUCUUACGAAAAGCCGUUCAGCAGGCGCUUGACGAUCUUGGGAUCUAAGUUGUCUCCCCGUCGCACUCCUCUACCGCCAGGUCCAAAGCCGGAAUUCUAUUAUGGAAAUUUUCGUCAUCUGCCUACUAAAUAUCCCUGGCGCACAUACGAGAAAUGGGGCCGCGAGCAUGGCCCUGUUGUCUAUUUCCAUGCGCUCAGCAAGAAAUACAUAGUCCUCAAUACAUCGAAAGCUGCUGCUGAUCUCCUUGAUGCAAGGGCCGAUAUAUAUUCCGAUCGUCCCAUGUAUACUUUCGUACUAGAGCUUGUCGGACGCAAGAAGGCUGUCUCUAACUCCUCGUCCGUACAUCCGCAUUUCAAGAAGUAUCGAAAAGUACUUGCCACUGGUCUAAACGCGCGAGCCACAAAGAGCUAUGCCAACCUCCAGACGGAUCAGCUCCAUUUACUCCUCCUAAACUUAGUGAAGACUACGGAGCAGUUUAUCUCGCAUAUACAGAGAUAUGGGGUCGCUGUCAUUCUCAAGUUGACGUACGGGUGGACGCUCUCCGAAGGCGCCAAUGACCCCAUUCUCUCUGUCGUGGACGAAGUGUUGAAUUUGCAGCGAGAGCUUACGCGUACCGGCAGAUGGCUUGUUGAUAACUAUCCGAUUCGCAUGUCUCUUUCCCUCCUAUUUUUACAUACUGGGUCUCUGAUCAUGCACAUAGUAAGAUAUGUUCCGGAAUGGUUUCCCUUUGCAAGCUUCCAGCGUGCUGCUCGAAAAUACAAGACUCAGUUUCUACAGAUUGAUGAAUUCCCAUGGAACUGGGUUUAG